AUGGCAAAGCGUUCCGUAGAGGUCAUCCUCAAGUAUCGUUUCUCGAACCGCAAAUUGCUUGACAAAGCAUUGCUCCCUGUAGGCGCGCCGGUUUCCAACAAACAUAUACAAGGCGAAGCGGAAGGCAAUAAGCGUCUCGCUCUCUUAGGAGACUCCGUUCUACAAGAAGCUGUACCACAGAAGACUGCUGCGUCAACGGUUGAAGCACUAGUGGGAGCAGUUUAUCUAGACUGUGGAAAGGACAUAUCGAAGGUCAUGCAAGUCCUCGAGGCUAUUGGGUUUUUCACAGAGUAA
Bipolaris victoriae FI3 is the source of this 294-nucleotide messenger RNA. RefSeq lists its product as hypothetical. The record is from RefSeq and is a predicted model, not a curated record. Gene Ontology annotation, biological process: RNA processing. The transcript has 2 exons. Gene Ontology annotation, molecular function: ribonuclease III activity. NCBI's taxonomy places the organism in Eukaryota, Fungi, Ascomycota, Dothideomycetes, Pleosporales, Pleosporaceae. Bases 1 to 294 code for a protein of 97 amino acids.